AUGGAUCCUGCUGCGCAUCCCACGCUCAACAGCGUCUUUGACGGGGCAUCGCCUCUCAAGCACCGCUACGACCCCGUCCAAUUGACAUCGAACGACAUCGUGCCGAUCUUCGAGCUGCCCCUCGCGAAGACGGUUUUGGGCCACGACACCGAUGCAGACACCGUUGCCAAAGUCGCGCAAGGCGAGGUCUCUUAUACAAGCUUUGUCGCCAACCAGGCUCGAGCCGCUCUCCACACCCCGCGCGACGGCCUGAACCCCGAGCAGAAGCAAUCGCAACUCCUACACCUUGGCCUGGCUGCGCUUUUCAGCUUCUUGCAGUCAAAUGUCACCGGACCUCCCUUGGACUUCAACUCGGCUGAGCUGGUUCUCCCAUCGGAACUGCGAAGCAACAUAACUACCCUCCGCGCUGUUCGAAGCAAGAUCGUUCGAGGCCUUUCCGUCGACGGAGAGGCCGCCUACCAACUCACGCCCAACCCGGAGCUCUUCUCUAUCGCCAAGGCUCUUCUUGCUGAUAUCGAUAAUGAUGGGGCCUUGAUGGCAAAGACUGCGCGCAUGCGUGUGAAUUUCCUUCAUCAGAAAAUGCUUUCUGAAGUCACUGGCACACUCCAGGACCUGAUCUACAAUGACCUCGGGGAGCUGGCCAAGGCCGAACUGAAUGCGGACGAAAGGGGACGGUUUUUGUUGGAGCGUUCCAUUAUCUACACGCACCACGGCUUGGAUGGCAAGGCCCGCGCGGAUCUGGACCAAGCGGCCACUGUGCGGCAGUUCGAGUUUGCACUGACCGGAAAACUGGGCAAGCGGACGAAAUUCCAGGACCGCGACAUCAGCCAAUUGGUUGUCAUAGCUAAAAGCUCGGAUGAAGCAACAAAGUCUACUGAGCCAUCAGGACCCCAGAACCUGGAUCUCAAUGACGAUACCCUUCUUGAAGCAAUCUCCUUUGCCGACCAGAAGUCGUCAACGGUGCAAGAAGAGCUCUCGCCGGUCUUGGCUUCUGUGGACGCUAAUAACCAGCCGAUUCUCAACCCGGUGGACUCUGCUCUUUUGCUUGCACUGGCAUCCUCCAUCACCAAUACGGCACCCGAGAACGGUCUCACCCGGGAGGAAACACAACCUUAUGCGACUCGUGUUCUCGAGGGUGGCAGUUCGAAUUGGCAGAUUUACACCCAAGCUCUCUUAGUUCGAAGCAGGGUUGAAGGAUACCGCUCGCGCACGGUCGAGCGAGCUGUACUACAGAUGCAGGCUCUUGUGGAUCAGGUCAUCGCAGACACGGCAACCGACGACUCAGCGGCCCAACAGCCCUCAUCGGAGCCAACCACUUUCCUGCCGCGGCCUGAAAAGUCCGAGUCAGCCUCUGCCGCUGACCGACUGGCAUAUAUCUGGCUACUCGACUUUUCGACCAGAUGGGAUCUGGAGUCCGAGCUUGCAAAACGCUGGGUUGACCUAGGCGGUCUGCGCACAGCACUCGAAAUCUAUGAGAGGCUGCAAAUGUGGGCCGAGGCCGCGCUGUGCUAUGCGGCGACGGAACGGGAGGCCAAGGCUCAAAAUAUUUUGCGCCGUCAUCUUUACCAGGCGACUGGUCCGAAUGAAGAGGACGAGAAUGAACAAUUCACUGGGCCAGAGCGGUCCCCUCUACCGGCAGACGCCCCUCGUCUUUUCUGUAUUUUGGGAGAUAUCUCCAAGGACGAGAAGAUGUACGAGCGCGCUUGGGAUGUGUCUGGGCAGCGAUAUGCUCGGGCUCAGCGCUCACUGGCUCGCCACUAUCUAGCCCUCACACCACCUGAGCUUGAGAAAGCCGAGGAGGCAUAUCGCAAGAGUCUGCACGUCAACCAGCUCAACCACGGCGCAUGGUUUGCUCUCGGAUGUGUGCAGCUUGAGUUGCAAAAGUGGCAGGAUUCCACGGAUUCCUUUACCCGCGCUGUUCAAAUCGAUGACACCGACGGACAAGCGUGGAGUAACCUUGCUGCGGCCAUGCUGCGAACAUCUGCACCCGAGACGACGCCUGAUGCGCCGGAUGAGAACGCCGACGGAGAUUCUGCGGAGGAGACAGACCCGCACAAACGCAAGCGCGAGGCCCUAACCGCUCUGCAGCGCGCUGCACAGCUCAAACACGACGACGCCCGGAUCUGGGAUAACUUGCUAACAGUGGCCGCAUCAAUUCCGCCGCCGGUCACUCCCUUCCGCGACGUGGUUACAGCGCAAAAGCGCCUAAUUGAGCUUUUGGGAGCCAAGAAGGGCGAGAGGUGCGUCGACGUCCGGAUCCUAGGCAUGCUGGUCGACUUCCUCGUCACAGCUUUUGACUACGAGUCCCUCCUCAUCAAGCCAGAGGCCGGAUCAUCCGCUCCUGUUGUGCGCACCGGCACGAUCCCAGGCCAGAUUCUUUCCUUGGUCGACGACAACGUCGUUCCUCUGAUCACACACUCUUCUACACUGUGGCUCCUUGUAUCCCGCGUCGAAAUGUUCCGCGAGCGUCCGGCGCGUGCCCUCGAAGCCCACGAGAAGGCAUGGCGCGCGGCCGUUGCUGCUUCCGCUCAGGGUGCGUUCCAGAUGGGCGACGAAAAGCCCUGGCUUUUGAUUGUGCGCGCUACGGAACGGCUUGUUCGCGAGGGCUAUGCCCGGUACGGCCCGAUGGACCGCGAGGACCAGAAGAGCGAAGGCGAUGCGGAAGUCGAGCUUGUGGCGCGCGAUUGGCGGUUCAAGGCAAGGAGUGCGGUGCGAGGGAUCCUGGGCAAGGGCAAAGAUUUCUGGGAGGACUCCGAGGGCUGGAACCGGUUGAAGGAGUUGCAGGGUGAGGUGACGGGGAACUAA
Penicillium alfredii is the source of this 2805-nucleotide messenger RNA. Its product is annotated as tetratricopeptide repeat protein. The coding region runs from base 1 to 2805 and encodes 934 amino acids. The transcript has a single exon. Gene Ontology annotation, molecular function: protein binding. Lineage: Eukaryota; Fungi; Ascomycota; Eurotiomycetes; Eurotiales; Aspergillaceae. The record is from RefSeq and is a predicted model, not a curated record.